AUGGCAACCUCUACCCAACGCCCACGAUGGCAGAGAAUUUAUCGCCAGACUCUCACCCUCAUUUACAAGAACUUCCUCAUAUUUUAUAAAACACCUAUCUCGUUAAUUCUGCGGGCUUUGGUUUUCCCCAUCGCUGUUACGCUCAUUUUCAGCUUUCUCAAGCAUAUUCGAGAAAGUGGAUCGAGCUAUGAUGAUCCAUUUGGAAUUUCCGCGACUUCCUUCCCUGUCAAGGACCUACCCGAUGCUAUGAAGGUUGCCUCAAAACAAAAACUUGCCUUUGUACGAAAUGGAGUUUCAAAUGAAACCCUCGGUCCAAUUAUCGAUGGAGUGCUUGGGCAGUCUGGAAUGGACUCAAUGCAAGGCUAUUCAGUUGACGAUCCCAAUGACCUCUUCUAUCUGUGCCAGCAGUCUACUCAAGGGACCAGUGAAUGCUUUGCAGCUGUCAUCUUUCUGGCCUCAAACGAUACAACGGUCGAAUAUAGUAUUGCACUUGACGACAAAUUGCUCUCGGGUUAUGGAUAUGGUAACUAUCAAACUGAUGACACGGUAAUGGCCAAGCGUGUCUUGCCCCUCCAGUGGGCUUUAGAUUCUCAUAUUGGCGGCUUCCAGACUGUCUCAAGGCCUUCGGUGCAACCUUAUGGGGGGUCGCACUACUCAUCACUAUCCAGCGCAGCAGCGCCUCCUACCCAUGCUGAAUUCUGGCUCGACCUAGUCGGCGCGUUUGUUGCUCCUGUCUUCAUCCUCAUCCUAAUCGGCGUCGUGUACCAUCUUGCGACUUUCGUAGCUACGGAAAGAGAGACUUCGAUGGCUGAGUUGAUGGCAGCCCAAAAAGUGUCAAUCACACCCAGGAUACUGUCAACAUUCAUCUCGUUCUUCGCUGUCUACUUCCCCGGGUUUCUCAUCAGCUCAAUUCUCUUGACGAAGAUAUUAUUCACUAGAACAUCCGACAUCUUAUUCCUGUGGGUCACACUUCUGGCUGGUGCUUCCCUGAUUGCUUCGUCACAUUUUCUGGCCUCUUUCUUCGCUAAGGCUCAGCUCGCCGGGCUCUACACCUCAACCCUUGCGUUUGCACUUGCCCUCGUUACCUUAGCCGCGUCCUUGACUAGCGACAACCCUCAGACCCAGGUUACGGCAUUGGCUGCCAUAUUUCCACCCUGCACUUACGCAACUCUCAUUGGCGAUGUCGCAACAAGAGAGUACUACCUGCGGCCCUUCUCUCUUGCACCAAACAGCACCGACUACACCAAUGUAGAUGGCGGUGAGGUAAAGUACCAAUUUAUGAAUGGAUAUCUUUACGUCGUUUUCUUUAUCCUCCAGAUUGUAGUCUAUUCUGCUGCGGCUUAUGGCAUUGAGCAUGGCCUCUGGGGAGUGUCGAGGAACUUCGACACUAUCGAUGCCACAAGUGACGUGGCUGUUCGCUGCACUGGUCUCUCGAAAACUUACUAUGGGAAACGGCCGUGGUACUGGCCGUUUAUGAAUAAGGGCGGGCCAGUUAAGGCUGUAAGCGAUCUUAACUUGGAAGUCAAAAAAGGUUCGGUUACAUUCCUGCUUGGUCCAAACGGCGGUGGGAAAACUACGACGCUCAAGUGCACUGCUGGUAUGACUGCGAUGGACCCCGGAUCGCAGCUGGAGCUUAAUGAAGCUGGGUUGGUCUUUGGUAUAUGUCCACAAAGCAAUGUAUUCUGGGACUCACUUACUGUCCAAGAGCAUAUCAAAAUAUGGAGACAGCUUAAGACUGCCGCUUUCGAAGACCUCGCCGUUGACGAUGACGAUGUCUUGGUGGAGUGCGACCUAUUGGGAAAGGCCGGUGCUUGUGCAAAAACUCUCAGUGGUGGGCAAAUGCGGAAAUUACAACUUGCUAUUUCAUUUGUUGGUGGAUCGAAAGUCUGCUGUAUUGAUGAAGCCUCUAGUGGCUUGGACCCCCUUUCAAGACGUAAUAUCUGGAAUAUCAUACAAAAAGGCCACGCUCGACGCACUAUACUUGUCACUACUCAUUUCUUGGACGAAGCUGAUGUCUUAGCUGACCACAUUGCCAUUCUUUACAAAGGUAAAUUAGUCUGCGAAGGACCUGGAACCUCGCUCAAAGCACGAUUUGGAGACAACUAUUCAAUUCGAAGCAAUAAUGAUGCCGAGGACGACAAUUUGGUGUGGCGGUCUCCAAAUUCAGCCGAAGCCACCAGAAAGAUUAUUGAGUUGGAAGAGCUCUCGGAAGACAACACUUUCAACGUGGUCUUUCCAACACUGGAGCAAGUCUUUCUGAAAGUCACAUCGGAUUCCCACACCGUAAUUCGCGAUCAUGGCGGUGAUGGUAUUGUUGGCGAAGAGGAAAAUGAAACGGUCAUCGAUGAGAAAGUCUUUGCUCUGGAGCAAGAGAAUGCAAGGGACAUUGAUCUCGACAUUGGACAUUCGAUUGGUCUUGCCAGACAAAUCUCGGCAUUGUUCAAUAAGCGAUACUUGCUGCUCAUGCAAAAAGCUGGCUGGAUUUCCUACGCUAUUAACCUCAUAAUCCCGAUUAUCAUCGCAGCAGCCUUAGUAAAGUUCGUUCCCAAAUUCGAUGCCCUUCAGACAUGUGCCACGAAUGAUCAACUUCUUCACGAGGCUUCCAGUGGCAAUUAUUCGUCUCCUUAUAGCGCACCAACGUUCGCACCCCUCGAAGACGGAACCAUUCCUUCAAUCUACGUAUAUACAACAUCUAAUCCUUCAGGUUACCAAUCAUCCAAUACCAAGGCAAUUCUAGGCCCAACUUCCGAAUGGACCAACACCGCCCAAGACGACCUUUAUGCAUCGGUUGUCAGCCGCUAUUUCAGCAACUCGGGAUCAAGGUCCGCAACAAAUAGCACUUGGCAGACCACAGAAGCUCUCGCCACUCGAGCUUUCGUCAAUACUACAGACGAUAUGAUUGCCGAGAUCAGCAACUCCACCCGGCAGUCGACCGUACCUUUCACCAUAUUCGCGCCCUCAGAUGAGAGUGCAGUGAUGUUCUACAAGACGCUUGAGUACGAAGAAGCAAUCGGGGAAAGUAUGAUCGGAUUUAGUAUAAUUACCAAUCGGAUCGCGAAUAGUACCAAGAAGACUGGAAUUGCCAAGCAGAUGAUCCCGUCGAUUCGAUCAAUGCGCCAUGCCGAGAACAAAGUCGACUUUAGAUCGAUGCCCAUCGAUGUCUUGAUUGCGCUAUCGUUUAUUGCUGCGGCAAGCAUCGCAGUCAUAUAUCCCGCAUUCGAGAAGAACAAUCGUGUUCGAGCUCUUCAAUAUUGCAAUGGUGUUUCGCCUUUUGCCCUCUGGCUUGGAUACCUGCUUUUCGACCUCCAGCUCAUUGUCAUCCAGGCUUUCAUCGUUUGGGGGAUUCUCUUUACGGGACCAGCUGCAAAGGUUUGGUAUGCCCCAAGCUAUAUUCUUGGGGUGUUUAUUUUGUUCGGUAUUGCAACCUAUCUCGGUACCUACGUGCUAUCUCUUUUCACCAAGAAGGCAGCUUUUGCAAUCGCAGCUGGUAUUCAUGUUCUACUAUCCGCCAUAUAUCUAGUUGGCUACAUCAUGAACCAGUCGUUUGGCAAUUCAGAUAACCUUCACGAGACGUAUUCGGCGAUUCAAUAUGCUGUCGGCUUGACAUCUCCAGGUGCCAAUCUUCUAAGAGCAUUAUUCUUAGCCAACAACAGUUUCGAAAUUCUUUGUGGCAAGUAUGGAGUCGCAGAUACCAGCAAUCCUUUUGCAUAUGUCCGGUAUGGAAGUGUCUACGCAAACCUCUUCAUCCAAAUAAUCUUCCUCAUUACCGUGCUUGGCGUAUACGAGUACGGAAGCGCAGACUGGAUACGUCGAAACAUCACCAACCGCGGAAUUCCCGCUCGUCUCCACUACAUUGUCGAGUCCAACAACGAAGAAAAUGCAGCCGCGCUUGCGGAGAAGAACGCAAGGGCCAACAAAUCUCAGAUCCUUGACGUCUCCCGCAUCUCCAAAUUCUUCGGCAAGGUCUUCGCUGUUGAGAACGUUUCCUUCUCCAUCUCUCAGAACGAAACCCUCGCCCUGCUCGGCGGAAACGGUGCGGGGAAAACGACAGUCAUCAACAUGAUUCGCUCCGAACUGAAGCCCGACUUUGGCAGCAUUCAUCUCGAUGGCGUAUCUGUUCAGAAAGAUCCGCAUCGUGUAAGGUUGAAUAUGGGUGUCUGUCCCCAAGACGACGCGAUCGAUAACUUGACAGUACGCCAAACGCUCAGCUUCUACGCCACUGUUAAAGGUCUCAAAAAUGUCGUCGGUAAUGUAGACAAAGUGCUCAAAGCGCUAAACAUAGCUUCUUACCAAGACCUGUCCGUCAAAGCUCUUUCUGGUGGCACAAGACGCAAGCUCAGUGUCGCUAUUGCCAUUCUCGGCAACCCCCGCGUUCUGCUAUUAGAUGAACCGAGUACAGGUCAAGACGCAGGAGCGAAACGUGUCUUAUGGAAAGCCCUCCAGGAUAUCAGUGUCAACCACGCGAUUCUCCUCACAACGCAUAGUAUGGAGGAAGCAGAAGCGCUCGCUACAGACGUUGCUAUCAUGGGGACCAAAAUGCUGGCUACUGGUACGCUUACUUCCUUGCAAGAAAGUCACGGUGGCGCGUAUAGUGUUCGCGCCGUCAGAGUCCCGGGCACGAAUGCGCAGGAAGUGAAGCAGGUUGUGCAGGAGCGGUUUUGGGGACGGGUGGCGAAUUAUGUGGAUGGGCAUGGGCAAGUGAGCUUCAAUCUACCACAUGACAAGCGCGCGUUGGGGGCUAUUAUGAGGGUUAUGGAGGGGUUGAAGGGGGAUGUUGUUGAGGAGGAAGGACGCGUGGAAGGGAGUGCGGCAGGGGGGAGGGAAUUAGAGAGGUUUAUUCAGGAUUAUACCAUUCAGGGACCUACGCUAGAGGAGGUGUUUAUGAAUGUUGCGAGGGAGAAUGGUGAUGUGGGAAUUCCUGGGGUGUAG
Molecule: messenger RNA, 4929 nt
Organism: Lachnellula hyalina
Lineage: Eukaryota; Fungi; Ascomycota; Leotiomycetes; Helotiales; Lachnaceae
Product: ATP-binding cassette sub-family A member 3
Exons: 4
Coding region: 1-4929 (1642 amino acids)
Biological process (GO): transmembrane transport; lipid transport
Cellular component (GO): membrane; intracellular membrane-bounded organelle
Molecular function (GO): lipid carrier activity; ABC-type transporter activity; ATP hydrolysis activity
Source: RefSeq, a predicted model, not a curated record